This is a messenger RNA of Mucor mucedo, 726 nucleotides long. Its product is annotated as eukaryotic rRNA processing protein EBP2-domain-containing protein. The transcript has 2 exons. NCBI's taxonomy places the organism in Eukaryota, Fungi, Mucoromycota, Mucoromycetes, Mucorales, Mucoraceae. Bases 1 to 726 code for a protein of 241 amino acids. Gene Ontology annotation, biological process: ribosomal large subunit biogenesis; rRNA processing. Gene Ontology annotation, cellular component: nuclear periphery; preribosome, large subunit precursor; nucleolus. The record is from RefSeq and is a predicted model, not a curated record.
AUGUCUCGUAAAACUGAUAGACUUGCCAAGAAGGCAUCAAAGGCAACAAAGAAGGUCAACACACCUACUGUCGAAAAGGUUGAAGCCGCUGAAGAAUCCAGCGAGGAAGAGAUUCCUGUCCUUGAAGAAGAUAUCGAAGAAGACAUUGAGGAAGAGGAUUUAGAAGAGGAUGAGGAACUCGACGAGCAAGAUAUUGAAGAUGAAGAGAAUAGUGAAGACGACGAUGAGGAAGUAGCUGGUGAAAAGAAGUCUCGUGCAUUGAGACCUAGAAUUAACGACGAGGCUGCCAUGAUUCGUAUUACAGAGACCUUCAAGUUGAAGGAUUUGCCCUGGAUUGAGACCAUGACCAUCACUUCUUCUGAACCCGUUGUUGUUGAGGAUCCCAAAGAUGACAUGGUUCGUGAAUUAGCUUUUUAUCAACAAGCACUUGAAGCCGCCAAGCUUGGUAGAGAACUCGUCAAGAAGGCUGGUGUUGAUUUCUCCAGACCUGAAGAUUACUUUGCUGAGAUGUUAAAGAGUGAUGAACAUAUGGCCAAGAUUCGUCAAAGAUUAUUGGAUGAAGGUGCUUCCGUCAAGGCUUCUGAGGAUGCUAAACGUCAACGUCAACUCAAGAAGUUUGGUAAGAAGGUCCAAGUCGAGAAGCAAUUAGAAAGACAAAAGCAAAAGACCGAGAUGCUUGACAAGAUCAAGUUGCUCAAGAGAAGUAAGCAACCUAUUUGUAUGUAA